This is a messenger RNA of Orbicella faveolata, 1117 nucleotides long. RefSeq names its product E3 ubiquitin-protein ligase rnf213-alpha-like. The record is from RefSeq and is a predicted model, not a curated record. NCBI's taxonomy places the organism in Eukaryota, Metazoa, Cnidaria, Anthozoa, Scleractinia, Merulinidae. Gene Ontology annotation, molecular function: ATP hydrolysis activity; ubiquitin-protein transferase activity.
CUUUCGGAGAACACGCAUGUAAAGCUCGCUAAAGAUGGAGAGCGGGGCUGCGCGGGGCUGCAAACAGUCUCUUAAUUCGGCUUUUUUAGUAUCUCAAACAUCGUCCUGAGACACCGAAAAUGAAGUGUCCAAAUCCAGAGUGUAAAAACACUUUUCUCGGAGAAGACCACGCUUUCUGCUUUCAAUGUGGCUGCAAAAUAUUGAAGGUAACAGAAGAACCGAGUUCACCAUGUUCACCGUCAGUUGACGACAACAACAAGACACCCCCAACGAAUGUAGAAGACUCUGAUGUUCAGGAAGACACAGACGUUUCACUUGAUGGAGUACAAAGGAAAAGAAAGGAUGAAGGUGAACUAGAACGAAAACCAGCAAAACGGAAGUCUGCUGGAAAUGAAGAUGAUUCAAUUCCUGGUGGAGUUGAUGAGGUGGUAGCAAAUGCUUUACAGAACCUUCAACUGGCAAAUGAUGUACUUGAAGUGCAGCAGAAUACAGUUCCUGGUACGCCAUCAGAAUUAGUACCAACUACUGAACACACCAAGGCAUCAGACCCUAUGUCAGAGCAAACAUCCAACACUGAGUAUCAGCCUACAGGUAGAGCUAAAUGUAAUUGUCUCUAUAUGUAUGCAUUAUUUAUUGUUUAACAUGCUUGUAAUUAGCUAUAACCUGAUUUAUCAGUUGGUAGUCAGGAUGCCUUGGUCCUUUGCCAAAAUGUGGUUGUGUGAGAUUGUAUUCAUUCAAAAGUUCAAACGUGCAAAUAUGUAGUAUUUUAAUGUUCUGGAAGUAAUGACCCUUGUUACUAAUGGUUACUUGGGGAUUUAGCAUGCUUUUUUUUCCUUACCUACAAAGGGUUGGGGGAUUGGGGGGGGGGGGGGGGGCUUAACUUUCAGGUAGUUGAAAUGUAGAGUCAUGUCUACCAUGAAUGUUUGUCUAAUCCUUAUGUUCUUCAAGUUACGUGUUUUGAAUUUGCUAUUUUCAAUGGAGGAUUAUCACUUAUAAUAAUUAUAUGACUUACAAUUUUUGUAAAUGUUAGUUACAUUAGCCAUCUUAUAUUUUUGUAUUUUUAGCACAUUUUAUGCUUUUUAUAGAUCUUUGUUUUAGUUUGUUUGCUCAGGGCUCG